Cyanistes caeruleus (blue tit) is the source of this 2158-nucleotide messenger RNA. RefSeq names its product cytochrome P450 family 20 subfamily A member 1 (gene CYP20A1). NCBI's taxonomy places the organism in Eukaryota, Metazoa, Chordata, Aves, Passeriformes, Paridae. The record is from RefSeq and is a predicted model, not a curated record. Gene Ontology annotation, cellular component: membrane. Gene Ontology annotation, molecular function: heme binding; iron ion binding; monooxygenase activity.
ACACUGCAAACUUGACCCUUUAAACCUUUACGCAGACAUCUUUCAUCUAACCAGAUGAAUAAUCCUGGUUUAGCCGGUGGCACCAGGCACACACUUGAGGUUUAUCGGCUUAGCAGGUUUAAAGCCUGCAGAUGUAGCAUAUCCAGCUUCUGCUUCAUGUUUGCAUCUAGGCAAGCAUCAGGUAUCCCUGGGCUGGCUCCAACUGACGAAAAGGAUGGCAACCUGCCAGAUAUCAUUGUCAGCAGCAGUUUACAUGAGUUUCUUGUGAACCUUCAUGAGAAAUAUGGGCCACUGGUCUCCUUCUGGUUUGGAAGGCGUCUUGUUGUCAGCCUCGGCUCCAUUGAUCUCCUGAAACAACAUAUUAACCCCAACCGAUUGUUGGAUCCCUUUGAGACAAUGCUGAAAUCCCUCUUGAGGUACCAGUCCAGCCUGAGUAGGGAUACAGGAGAGAGCCACAUGAGGAGAAAACUGUAUGAGAACAGUGUGACCAAGUCCUUGCAAAGUAACUUUGCUCUCAUCCAGAAGCUGUCAGAAGAGCUGCUGGCCAAAUGGCUGUCUCUCCCUGAGGCACAACAUGUGCCACUCUGCCAGCACAUGCUGGGCUUUGCCAUGAAGUCUGUCACACAGACAGCUAUGGGCAGCAGCUUUGAAGAUGACCGGGAAGUCAUCCGAUUCCGCAGGUACCAUGAUGCAAUUUGGUCAGAGAUUGGAAGAGGUUUCUUGGAUGGGUCUCUUGACAAAAACAUGACUAGGAAGAAGCACUAUGAAGAUGCUCUGGUGGAGAUGGAAUCCAUCUUAAGGAAGGUUACAAAGGAGCGCCGAGGCAGAUCAUUCAACAGACAUGUCUUUAUUGACACCUUGCUGCAGGGGAGCCUGAGUGACCAGCAGAUUCUGGAAGAUACAAUGAUUUUCUCUUUGGCAGGAUGUGUAAUCACCGCUAACUUGUGUACCUGGGCAGUCUAUUUCCUGACAACCUCAGAAGAUGUUCAGCAGAAUCUCUACAAGGAGAUGGACCGUGUUCUGGGGAAGGGACCAAUUACACUUGAGAAAAUUGAGCAGCUCAGGUACUGUCGGCAAGUCUUGUGUGAGACAGUGCGGACAGCAAAGCUCACCCCCAUUGCUGCACAGCUGCAGGAGCUGGAGGGCAGAGUCGACCAACAUACUAUCCCCAAAGAGACACUUGUGCUUUAUGCUCUUGGUGUGAUGCUGCAGGAUAGUUCAUCUUGGCCAUCACCAUACAAGUUUGACCCAGACAGAUUCAAUGAGGAAUUAGCCAUGAAAAACCUCUCCUUGUUGGGUUUCUCAGGAAGCCAGGAGUGCCCAGAGUUGAGGUUUGCCUAUAUGGUGGCCACAGUUCUGCUGAGUGUCCUGGUAAGGAAACUAUAUCUCCACCCAGUGAAAGGACAAGUCAUGGAGGCAAAAUACGAACUGGUAACCUCACCAAAGGAGGAAGCCUGGAUAACGGUGUCUAAGAGGAGCUAAGAGAAUACAGAACAAGGGGUUAAAAGUGACAGCAGUGAAGUUCUGAGUAAGGGUCUUAAUGAGAAUCAUACUGGCACCAUGUUUAUUCAGCCAAGGAAUUUUAUAUCCAGAUUUUUUUACCUUCCAUAUUCUUAACCUCAUGCCUAUGGGUACUUUCUCUAAUUUAACCAUUAGUAAUAUUAAAGUAGAUUUAAUCUACAUGUCUUUUUUAUAUUUGCUUUUGGAUCUCUGGUCAAACCUUUGCAAGGAAGCAACAAAAUCUUGCAGUGGUAUAUGUAUGAACUAAUGUUCAACUAGUCAAGGACCAGAGCUCUGGUUAACCCAGCCUCUUUCCAAUAGCAGCCAGAGCUGGGUAAGAGUGCCCCUCUUAUCCAGUGGAAUUCUUCCUGAAUCCUAGCUAAAUAAGACCUUGAAGACACAAGGACAAAGCCUUUCUCUAUAUAUAGGUAUUUUUAUUCAAAGUGUCUUUCCCUCCCUUGAGCUAUAUCUGUCAGGAAGAGCAGAUAUAUCCUGUGAGAAGUAUGUGUGAGUGUGAGAAAGAGAGAAAUAAAGUGGGGUGGGAAUAGCACCACUAGUUCUCAUGCUAUGUAAUCUUGCUGUGCUGUGGGGUUGCAAGAAAAAGAAUGACUGAGAAAUGCUAGUAAACCAAGAGGAAUAAAAUUGGUUUGGCCCCUGA